This is a messenger RNA of Meloidogyne enterolobii, 1419 nucleotides long. NCBI's taxonomy places the organism in Eukaryota, Metazoa, Nematoda, Chromadorea, Rhabditida, Meloidogynidae. The record is from the annotation of a GenBank genome assembly.
AUGCGAUUUAAUAUUAUUUUUGUAAUAAUUUCUUUAAUUAUUUCAUUUGUUUCGACACAAGAAAGGCCUUACAAAAUUCUUGUAACACUUGCUGCUGAUUCCCAAAGCCAUCUACGUUCCAUGCUUCCAUUGAUUAAUAGUUUAGCAAAUGCUGGUCACCAUAUUUACAUUUUAAAUAUUUUCACAAAAGAAAAACCUGAGAAAUAUUCUAAAAAUGUUUCUAUUAUUCGUGUUCCUCUUGAUAUUGCUCUACAAGAUGAUGAACAAGUAAAGGAUAUUCAAAAAUUAAUGUGGGACUAUACUUUACAUUCUCCAAUGCUUUCUUUAGUUUAUAAGAUGGUUGGAAAAGUACUUAAUGAUGUUACUACAAAUCGUUCUGAAGAGUUUACUCAAAUAAUAAAUUCAAAAUGGGAUUUAGUGCUUGUAUCAGAAUUAUUUAAUUCACAUGGUUAUUCAAUAGCUAAUUUAUUACAUGAACGUGAUAAUGUUCCUUAUGUUAUUUUUUCAUCAUCAAUGAUUAUGGGUAUGCAUGCAUGGACAAAGGCUGUAGCAUAUAAUUGGGUAUCUCACCCACACCCAUUUUCGCCUAACCCCGGAAGCGGCACAGACGGUGCUUUUAAUCCUAUUUAUUUUCAUCAUAGAUUUAUUCACAGUCUUGAAGGAAUGGGUGAUUUAAUAACAGAACCAGUCACCGAUUAUUAUAUCAAUCCAAUUUUUACUCGUUUUAAUGGUGAAAAAAACUUCAAAUUCUCAAAGUUUAUCACUCAGAGUUCAGCUACAUUUGUUGAUGCAAUUGAAUAUUUAGGGUUUUCCCAACCAGAAAUCUCAGAAAUGUAUAGAAUUGGUGCUCAUUGUGAAGAGUCUUCUAAAUUACCAAAAGAAUAUUUAAAUUUUGUUGAGGAUCCAAAAUCAAAAGGCGAAUUUUUCAACCAAAAUUUAAAAUUAAUUUAUUUAGGCACUAUUUAUGUUGCUUUCGGAACAGCUAUUGCUUGGGGGAAUGCACCCCCUCACAUUAUUGAAGCUUUCUUUACUGCUUUUUCAAAGCUCGAUGAUUACCGAAUUAUUUUUGCUUUCAAAGGAUCUAAAGAAUUUUUAGAAAAACGUGAAAAAUUACCGCAACAUAUUCGAAUUGUUGAAUGGGCACCUCAAUUAGAUAUAUUGGCACAUUCAAAAACAAAAGUAUUCCUAACACACGGUGGACUAAAAAGGUUGGAGAAAGAAAGGAUUGAAAAAAUGUUAUUAUCUAAUUAUAUUCUUAUUAGUGUCAAAGAAUCAAUUUGCUCAAAAACUCCAAUGCUUGCAAUGCCAAUUUUUGCAGAGCAGAACCAUAAUGCACAUAUGGUUUUAAAAUAUGGAAUAGGAAUUGCAUUGAGUAAGGUUGUGAUAAUAAAUUAUUUCUUCAAAGCCUCAUUAUUUUAA